Messenger RNA from Atta colombica, 716 nucleotides. RefSeq names its product protein DDI1 homolog. NCBI's taxonomy places the organism in Eukaryota, Metazoa, Arthropoda, Insecta, Hymenoptera, Formicidae. The coding region runs from base 374 to 583 and encodes 69 amino acids. The record is from RefSeq and is a predicted model, not a curated record. The transcript has a single exon.
UUUACAUAUUCGUUGCGCCAUAUGGUGGAGGUUGAGUCAUGGUGAAGGUAGAUUCAGAUCGAUUAGAAUCCAUAUAGUAGGAGAAUGUGAGAAAUUGUAAUGAAAAAGCAAGAGUGAAAAAUGAGACAGAAGCGAGAGAAAGAGAAAGAGAAUGAAUGAAAGAGAAAAAGGAAGCAAAAGAGAGCACAUAAACGAACGCGAAGACGAGUGAAAGAGAGGGAGAGAGAGGACUAUUGUCGAGCAUAUUUCUAUUACUUUCUUGAAAUUCGGACCAAGAUUUAACCAGCGUUUGUGUGUUCAAAUGGUAAAGUGUGUUCUUGGUUGCGGUCCAGCUAGCGGAUGAGGACUGGCUGACGCCUAGCCUUCUAGUGUGAUGGUAAGCAAGUACACCCCACCAACAGGAACAACUUCUACAGCAACAACAGUUACCACCACCAUCACCACCAUCAUUUCCUCCUCCACUACUACUACCACCUCCAACAACAACAACAACAACAACAACAAUAACAACAUUUCCGUCAUCAUCGAUGCACAAUCGACCGCGACAGCAAAAGCAGUAGAAUUCAUGCCACUUCCGGCUUGACGACACGCGAGUCGAAAGGCAGUAAUCACGAAAAACAGAUAACACUUGUUUAGUAAAAACGAAGAAACAAAGUGAGAAAUAAAAAAAAUAGUAAUUAAGAAUCAUAAUUCUAGGUAAUUUUGCGCAAGAUGCA